CCUGGUGUGACCAAAAUCAGCAGAUGUUGUGGUUACCCAAUUCAGCAGUUUUUCCAGAACUAGCAGGUAUUUUUAUAUUUCACCAAAGUUAGUAAAUAUUGUGGCUCAGUGGUUUUUCCAUCAGGACGGGCACAGCUGCUGCAGUGCCUGGCUGCACCGGGGGACGGUGUGUUGGACCAGCAGCGGGCUCGGGAAAAGAGAAAAGGGCCCCCCCCUUGCAGGGAUGCUGUGUGCUCUGGGGGUGUAGGGUCCCCCCUUGCACAGAUUCUGCAUGCCCUGGGGGUGCAGGGUCCCCCCACUUCCUUGCACAGUGGAGUUGCAGAGGUGGGGACAGGGCAGGAACAGCGGCUGCACCCAGAGGCUGAUGUGGUGCAGAAUUUGCAGGUCUUGCAUCAAAUUCUGCUUUGAAACAGGUUUGCUGAGGGUUCUUAGAGGAAUUUGGCUGUCCCUGAUUAUCAGUGGCUGGUUGGAGAAGAGGUGCUGCCUGGGAGUGGUACAGCCCUCAGGAAAUGAGGAGGAUGUCUGUCGACCCAGAUUGUGCUUCCUCUGUUAGUGAGUGUUUGUUCUCAGUAGCUGAAACCAGUGUAAGGAGACACUCUGUAAACAGGAGUAAAAGCUCUCGGUGGGAAUCGCAGCUUGGCUUUCAAGGAAGGGAAAUUUAGUGCUCAGGAGGGCUCUAAGGGAGCUUCCUGGGGGUGGAAUUAGCCCGUGGCUGCCCUCAGCAAUCGCUUGUUAUUGGUUUGCAUUCAGCAAAUGCUGGGGUGGGGGUGGGUGUGUAGAGGAGAUCCAGCAGCCCCAGAGGUGCGGGGCUGAAGGGAUCUGGGCUGGGAUGCAGGAGUCUCCAUAGGAUGUUCCUCGGUGCUUCAUCUCUCCGGGCAGGUGAGCUGCUUUCCAGGGCCACUCAAGACUCGUCUGCCAGCUGGGUGCUGACAUCCUGAAGACCUUCUCCUGGCUGGGACUGGGGGCAGGACAAGUUUUUGGCAAGAUGUUCUCGCCGAAGGUCCGCAGGAGGGGCUUCCCCAGGGAGCCCAAUUCGUGGCAGGCUGGACCACUGCUGCCCCAUCUUCAUGGUCCUCAGGAUGACUGGGAUGAGCCAUGCUGGGAGAACCAGCACAGGAGAGGCAGGGACCAGUGGCACCCGAUCGGUUCCUGGGAUCGCAGACCCUUCCCAGGCCCUGACAACUUCCAGGGGAAUGAGAACAGGAGAUGGGCGCCCUACGACUGUCCCCCACUGCCCCCCUGGGACAGUGAAAAAGAUGACAGAGGACCUGAGAACUUCAGAGAGGACUGGCAGUCGCCCGGUCCCUGGGACCCCAGGCCCUUCCCUGGCCCUGGCAACUUCCAGGGGAAUGAGCAGGACAGGAGAUGGGGACGGGAUGAGGACAGGAGAUGGGGACCGGACGAGGAGAGGAGAUGGGGACCUGAUGAGGAGAGGAGAUGGGGACCUGAUGAGGAGAGGAGAUGGGGACCGGACGAGGAGAGAUGGGGACCGGACGAGGACAGGAGAUGGGGACCUGAUGAGGAAAGAUGGAGACCUGAUGACCCGAGAUGGGGACCCAAUGAGGAAAGGAGAUGGGGACCCAACAACUGUCCCCUGCCAUCCUUUUGGGAUGACAGAGAAGACUACCAAGGAAAUGAGGACUUCUUCGAAGAUGGCUGGCACCCGGAGCUGUUGCCUGGCCCCAACCACGUUCCCUGGUCUGAAUUCCCCAAUGAGGAGCGGCACCCAUCCUCGGCCCCCGCUGACCUGCUGAGGGAACAAGGCAGCUUCCAGAGUAGAUACAUGUCCUGGCGCUAUAAAGAGGGUGAUAAACGCUGGCGACACCUUCGCCACGGCUACCAAGAGUUAACCUUUGUCCAGCACGUCAGGUGUCCCUGGCCCUCCAGAGGGCAUCGGCCAUCCUCCAUUUCGUUUCCUUCCUGCUCUGGGAUGAACCAGCUGAGGCUCAAAGAAAGGCCAAAGCACCCUGAUCCUGCCCAGCCACUUAAUUCCUCCCAAGGUGAUGCGCAGAGCAGGAACCAGAAGACUACUACGGACGUGCUGGAGGUGAGCGCGAAGGUCCCGGAGCCCCCCAAACCAGCCAGCACCCCUCAGAAGAGCGUGGCUGCUGAUUCCCAGGCUGCAACAGAGGCUGCAGAGCCAGAGCAGGCAGCAGGAACAACGCCUGUAGAAGAGCAAGCAGGGAUGCUUGCACCCCUGGAGGUGCCUGGCCCGAGGGUCUCUUCAGCUGGUGUAAAGUGUUCCUUCUCUCUCUCAACCAGCCCUUUUGCUCUUCACUUUGCUGUCUCUUUGCCAGGCACGGAAAUCUUCCUGACUUUUUUCCAGGACUGCAAAACCCUGUGGUUUUCUUUGGGUUUUAGCACCCCGUCUGUCCCAUCCCCCAGCUCUUCUCCCCGGGACAGACACGUGUCCUGGUCUCACACCAUUGCAUGUCCCCAGGUCAAUGUGGGGGCGGGCAGCCACGACCAGAGCCCCUCUGCUUUGGAAACAGAGUCAGCCACACUGGAGAAGAGUUCUACCGGGACAGAGGAGCACCUUGAGGUAGAGCCGUGCAGCCAGAGUGUCCCUAGGGCUGACGCAGACGGUGGGUCACAUCCCCACGGUCCAGCAGCCCCCCCGGAGCCUGCCGAGAGCGUCUGCGCGGCGGCCGGCUCCGCUGGAGAGGUGGGUGCCGAGCUCUGCCCGCAUUCCGGGGGACAGCAGUGUCUGCCGAGUGGAGCUGGAGAAGCUGAGACAGAAGCUGCCCGUGAUGGGCUCCUCGGUGACCUUCAGCCGUCUGAAAACUCGCAGGUCCCACCAGGACCUACCGUGGAGCCUGAAGCACAGCCUGGCAAGGCUUGCUCUGAUAUCUGCGCUGCCCCAGAGACCUCACCAGGGACCCAGCACCCUCCUGGGUCCGGUGAGACGGAGCCGGCUGCAGGCAGCUGGCAACAGCUCUGCUCCACGCUCCCGACACCCUCCCCGGCCAGCACCGACCUCCGCUCCGCCGCCGUCCUCGCCAGGAAGGAGGAGAUUGAGCUGUCCUACCAGCAGUUCAGCCUGACCGUCGCUGUGGUGGCCACGAUGCUGCUGCAGAAGGAGCCCUCCAUGGAAGCGGCGCUGGGGCUGGCGCUGAGGGCCAACCUCCGCCAGCGCCGGAUCCAUCACCUCCAGGAGCUCGAGGACUUCAUCGACAGCUACGACUCGGCCACCCUGAGCCGCUGAGGUGGGGCUGGGGUGAGCAGACAGGCACCCCCUCUUGCCAGCUGGAGUUGGGGGGUUAGGGGGGAGCUGUGCCAGUGCAUCAGGGUGCUCGUGAUGGUGCUGAGCCCUCGGGUCAAGGUGGUGGAGACAUGUUGGUGCAGCCCCAGCAUCUCUGUGGGAGCGAGGGGUGCUUAGUUUUAACCCUGCACAGACCUGUACGUGCAGCAAAAGGGGGAGUUGGUUUUACUGGAGGGAGGUGGGAAGGAGAGCGGCUGCGGGGAGCUCCCCUCUGCCCCGGCUCUUUGCUCCGUUCUUGGUUCUUGGGGAUGUGCCCCGAAACUUCAGGGGUUGUUCUUGGUUUUAAAUCUAAAAAUAAAACAGCUGUUAUGUUUGCA
Messenger RNA from Tyto alba (common barn owl), 3579 nucleotides. RefSeq lists its product as uncharacterized. The transcript has 13 exons. The coding region runs from base 986 to 3205 and encodes 739 amino acids. Lineage: Eukaryota; Metazoa; Chordata; Aves; Strigiformes; Tytonidae. The record is from RefSeq and is a predicted model, not a curated record.